This is a messenger RNA of Phasianus colchicus (ring-necked pheasant), 2622 nucleotides long. It is a transcript of the gene SLC32A1, whose product is annotated as solute carrier family 32 member 1. Gene Ontology annotation, molecular function: L-amino acid transmembrane transporter activity. Lineage: Eukaryota; Metazoa; Chordata; Aves; Galliformes; Phasianidae. The record is from RefSeq and is a predicted model, not a curated record. Gene Ontology annotation, cellular component: vacuolar membrane. Gene Ontology annotation, biological process: amino acid transmembrane transport.
CGCCGUCGCUCUUCUCCCGGCGCCGAGGUCCCGGCCUCCGCCUCGCCGCCCGCCCGCCCCGUCGGGUCUCUGCGUCUCCACGGCCCUCCGAGCCCGACAGCCGCCAUGGCCACGCUCCUCCGCAGCAAGCUGUCCAACGUGGCCACCUCGGUGUCCAACAAGUCCCAGGCGAAGAUGAGCGGCAUGUUCGCCAGGAUGGGCUUCCAGGCGGCCACCGACGAGGAGGCGGUGGGCUUCGCUCACUGCGACGACCUGGACAUGGAACACCGGCAGGGGCUGCAGAUGGACAUCCUCAAGUCCGAAGGCGGUGAGGAGGGCGGCGAGCAGCCUCUGGAGGGGGACAUCCACUACCAGCGGGACGGCACCGGGCCGCUGCCGCCCUCCGCCUCCAAGGACGCGGGGGUCUGUUCCGAGCUGUCCGGGCAGGGCAAGCCCAAGAUCACGGCGUGGGAGGCGGGCUGGAACGUCACCAACGCCAUCCAGGGGAUGUUUGUGCUGGGCCUGCCCUAUGCUAUCCUUCAUGGUGGAUACCUAGGACUCUUUUUAAUAAUUUUCGCCGCGGUGGUUUGCUGCUACACUGGGAAAAUCCUUAUUGCCUGUCUUUACGAAGAGAAUGAGGAUGGGGAGAUAGUCAGGGUGAGAGACUCCUAUGUGGACAUAGCAAACGCGUGCUGCGCGCCCCGCUUCCCCACGCUGGGAGGCAGAAUUGUGAAUGUGGCUCAGAUCAUUGAACUGGUCAUGACCUGCAUCCUCUACGUGGUUGUCAGUGGGAACCUGAUGUACAACAGCUUCCCUAACCUGCCCGUAUCCCAGAAGUCGUGGUCCAUUAUUGCCACAGCCGUUCUCCUGCCUUGCGCGUUCUUGAAGAACCUGAAGGCAGUCUCCAAGUUCAGCUUGCUCUGCACAUUGGCCCACUUUGUCAUCAACAUCUUGGUGAUCGCCUACUGCCUCUCCCGGGCACGUGACUGGGCGUGGGACAAGGUCAAGUUCUACAUCGAUGUGAAGAAGUUUCCCAUCUCCAUUGGCAUCAUUGUCUUCAGCUACACCUCUCAGAUCUUUCUGCCUUCCCUGGAGGGGAACAUGCAGAACCCCAAGGAGUUCCAUUGCAUGAUGAACUGGACGCACAUAGCAGCUUGCAUCCUUAAGGGACUCUUUGCCUUGGUCGCCUAUUUGACCUGGGCUGACGAGACCAAGGAGGUCAUCACAGACAACUUGCCAUCCACCAUUAGGGCAGUAGUCAACAUUUUCUUGGUGGCCAAAGCCUUGCUCUCCUACCCCUUGCCGUUUUUUGCAGCUGUGGAGGUCCUGGAGCGAUCCCUUUUCCAGGAUGGAAACAGGGCAUUCUUCCCCAACUGCUACGGGGGUGACGGGCGGCUCAAGUCCUGGGGGCUCACCCUCAGGUGUGCCCUGGUGGUGUUCACCCUGCUCAUGGCUAUCUAUGUCCCACACUUUGCCCUCUUGAUGGGUCUCACUGGGAGCCUCACAGGUGCGGGUCUCUGCUUCCUGCUCCCCAGUCUUUUCCACCUCAAGCUCUUGUGGAGGAAGCUCUUGUGGCACCACGUCUUCUUUGACGUCGCCAUUUUCGUUAUAGGAGGGAUCUGCAGUGUCUCCGGGUUCAUCCACUCUUUAGAAGGCCUCAUAGAGGCAUUUAGAACCAAUGCUGAAGACUAAGGAGGGGCCAGAGCUGGUGGCAGUACGAGAAUAGCGUCGAACAUCCGCAUAGCCCUGAGAUUCUGCGUCCCUUCAAGGAGGAGUCAUUACUUUCGUUACAUGCAUCCAACAAAUUCUACGUUAUAGAACCUGCAAAUUAAAUGAAAUCAGAAGAGAUGAAAACGCGUGCCCUGCCAUCUUUUUAAAUAAGCUAAGAUUUAAAAUAUAGAUAUAUAUUUAUUUUUUUGUUCUUUCAAAUAUUUGGAAGGAAAAUCCAUGGUGCCCCACCCCGACCUCCUCACCAGUUGCCUGAAGCUCAGCCCCACGAAUGAACCAUCGGGAAAGGAUAACAGCUCCCAGCACUGCCCGCAGAUCUGCACUGCAGUGCUGCAGGAGGUGCCGACCCGAUGGGAUUGUGUUUACAGAUGGAAGCAGACGGGCUGCAGGUGCUGGGAGCAGCAACAUUCCUUUACAUACACCACGAGACAGACGUAGAUGAGACCUAGAUUGUAGGAAUAGGAAUAGCCCAGCAACCCACGCUCCGGCCGAUGGCCGGUGCUGCAGUCAUCUGCAAUGUUUACACUGUAGUCACAUCGAUGUCAGACUGCUUAAUUCUUCCAUCCGGAUUGACACGAGGAAUGGCGCUUCCCAUUGAUUACAUUUUGCCUCUGGUUGAACUCACAGACCUGGAGUCCACUUCUCAGUGAUUUUUUUUUUUGUUGUUGUUCGUUUGUUUCAUUUUAAGAAUUAUUUCUGAAUAAUGAAAAGAAAAAAAUAUAUAUUGUUGGAUUUGACGUCGUUCAGGAUACAGAAACAAAACCAAGACAAAACUCAUUCUGUGCAAUCUACCAGAUCCGUGGAGCUGUUUCCAAUGUAUGUGUGGUGUAAUUGUGGUAAAUAAGAUGAAAAAUGUAUAUCAGAAAACAAAAGUCUAUCUUUAACAUAUAAUGUGGUACAUAAAUAUAUCAAACA